Carassius auratus (goldfish) is the source of this 6013-nucleotide messenger RNA. RefSeq names its product peripheral-type benzodiazepine receptor-associated protein 1-like. Bases 458 to 5287 code for a protein of 1609 amino acids. Gene Ontology annotation, molecular function: protein binding. The record is from RefSeq and is a predicted model, not a curated record. The transcript is spliced from 27 exons. Lineage: Eukaryota; Metazoa; Chordata; Actinopteri; Cypriniformes; Cyprinidae.
GUCUGAAGCCCCGCCCACAACAGUAGAUGAGGCCCCUGUUAAAGGGGAGGAGACUCCUGCAGAGGGGGAGGAGUCAGAGACGCAAGUGAAGCUCGAACAGGGCACAGGCUCCACCCACCAGGAAGAGCAGACCACAGAAGAGCGUCUUGAGUUGCUGGAAAGUGAGUUGGGCAAGAAGAGGAAAGAAUGUGAAGUUCUUGAGCAUGAGGUGCGGAAGAGACAGAAACGAUGUCUUGAUUUGGAGAACCAGCUUGUGGACGAGCGCAGCAGAAAUGAGCACUUAGUGGAGGAGGCAGAACUCCUCAGGAGAAAGGCUCAGCUGCUCGACCAGUCGCAGGCUGAAAAUGAGGAGCUGAAGGAACAGCUCUGUGUUUUGAACGCUCAGCAUAGUUCAGUUCUGGAGGAGAACCAGCGACUCCGUGCAAAGCUGGAGAACCUAGAGCAGGUCCUAAAGCACAUGCGAGAGGUCGCCGAGCGCAGGCAGCAGCUGGAACUGGAGCAUGAGCAGGCACUGGCUAUCCUCAAGUUCAAACAGGAUGAGAUCAAGCGACUCCAGCGGGCUCAGUUAUUUGCUAAAAGAGAACAUGAAGGUGUCGUGCAGAUGCUGGAGAAUACACUGGACUGCAUGCAGGCAAAAGUUCGUGAGCUGGAGGAGAAAUGCCGCAGUCAGAGCGAGCAGUUCGGGAUGCUGUCACAGGAACUGGACAAAUUCAGGGUUCAGGCCUCAAAGAUCGACCUGUCGGGCCCCGGCCUGACCCAGCUGACCAAUGGGGUCGGCCUGUCCGGCACAAGUGCCUCAUGGGAAGACAUCGCGUUCUGGAGUUUGGAGGGUAAUGAAGCCCUCUGUGACACCUCUGAGUCUGAUGUGGCUGCGGUUUUGCGGACGGGCUCCACUCCACACGCAGCUGAACUGUCCCGUCCCGAACGCUCACCGACCGCCAAACACCGAGAGCUGCCUGCCAUCAGCCUGAAGUCCGGCUCCACGUCCAGCCCUACGCCACCCAGAUCGCCUGAGACAACUCACCUCUCUCCCAAAUCUGCUGGAUCUCAGCCGGCCAGCCCCAGAAAGGCCAGCCCUACACAUGAGGUGGACACUGCUAGUGAAGUUGAGGAGCUGGAUAUUGAUGUUUCUCAGGCGUCGUAUUCAGUCAGUAAAGGAGCAGCGAAACUCCAGGUCUUCAUCGCACGGUACAGUUACAAUCCCUUUGAUGGUCCUAAUGAGAACCCAGAGGUCGAGUUGCCCCUCACAGCGGGGGAGUACAUUUACGUCUAUGGAGACAUGGAUGAUGAUGGCUUUUAUGAGGGCGAGCUGAUGGAUGGCAGAAGAGGCCUCGUUCCCUCCAACUUUGUGGAGCGCGUGUCGGACGAUGACUUCAUGAACUCACACCCUCACCAGGCUGGCGAUAUGUCCCAUAAUUCCUUCCAGGAGAGCAGCUUCCACAGUGGCAGCGAGCGGCUGCACCAACACCACUUACGCUUCGCCCACAGCGCCUCCGAGAGGACAGAGACCUCCACGACAGCAUCAGCUCCCGGUGAAAAUGCCAAAGCUAACCCUGCCCUGGCCGCCCCGCUCAGUAAUGGCUUAGACUUGGAUCUAGAGGAGGUUGGGGUGGACACUGUGCCUUACCCCCGCAAGCUAGCACUAAUCAAGCAGUUAGCCAAGAGUGUCAUCAUUGGCUGGGAAUCUCCACUGGUCCCGGCUGGCUGGGGUUCUGUAUUUAGCUAUAAUGUCUACGUGGACGACGAGUUGCGACUCAAUGUGCCAUUUGGUACCCAAACGAAGGCUGUUCUGGAGAGGCUAGAUUUGGCGCAGAAGGCAUAUCGGAUUGCAGUGCAGUGCCUGACGGAGCGAGGCAACUCGGAUCAGCUGCGUUGCAGUAUGCUAGUUGGACGGGACGUGAGCGUAGCGCCGACUCAACUGCGUGUUGAACGCAUAACGGCUACCUCAGCCAGUCUAACCUGGCUGCCUAGCAGCAGUAACUAUGUGCACAUUGUGUCUUUAAACGACGAGGAGUGUGAGCUGGUAAAGGCGGGAUGCUAUUCACUAUGCCUCAGCAACCUCACACCCAACAUGCAUUACAACGUUAAAGUGGAGGCCAGGCCACACCGCACAGCCUGGGAACUACCGCCGGAGUGCAGAGAACAGAAAACCGCAGUGACCUCUUUCACAACCCUGUCUGCAGGUCCUCCUGAUGCUCCUCUGGAUGUGCAGUUGGAGCAGGGCCCAUCUCCAGGAAUAGCUCAGAUCAGUUGGCUGCCUGUUACUAUAGAUGCUGCUGGGACAUCCAAUGGUGUACGAGUCACUGGCUACACCAUCUAUGCUGACAGGAAGAAGGUAUUAGAGGUGUCGUCACCCACAGCAGGCAGCGCUCUGAUUGGUCCAUCUCAGAUCCAAACAUUACAGGUGGCCCAUGAGCUCACCGUGCGGACCAUGUCAGCUUUUGGCGAGUCGGCAGACUCAUUGCCGGUGAAUGUGCCCGCCAAGUUGCCUGCCAUCAUGUCCGGUGCCUCAUUGCCUCAAUGCCAGUCUGUGCCAGCCACCGCCAGUGUCCUCACGGCCAGUGCCAACCCAGAUCCUGCUGUCUGUGCCACAUCUCUCUCAUCUGCCAAAUUGCCCAUUCUGCCACACACUGCUACAAUGGAUGAACACACCACUGGUCCUGUUCGGGGAGUCUAUGUCAGUGCACCCAAUGCAACCACCCGUGAGGUGUCUCCAUCUCCUGCUUCCUAUGUAGAAGCCUGGGCAAACCCAACACCAGCUGCACCCAUGCCAGCACAGGAGGCACUGUCGAUAUGUACCUCAUGUACUAACUCAACAGUGAGUGUUACACAUGCACCCAUGGUCGUGCCUGUGCCUCUUGCUACACCAACAUCCAUGGCCAUACCAGCUCCUUUGACCUCACUAGGAACUAUGCCCACACCAUUGUCCAUGACAGUGGCAGGUCCUGUAGUUGUGCCAGCACCUGCUACCAUGCCUGUGCCCAUGUUUGCGGCCAAACUUGCACCUAUACCCGCACCUAUUGUUGUACCUGCAUCCGUGCCAGAGCAGUCUUGUGUGGCUCCUGCUGUGCAAAACACAAGCAGAGAGACAUACAGCCCAGGAGGCCUGCGUCCUGUUGCCUCCCUCUCCGACUUCUUGGAAGAUCCACGUGCCAAACUUCACACACCACCACCACCCAGUUCCACCUGCCCCAAAGUCAACAUCCCAGGAAAGGACCCUCUGGAUAUUCCAGAUACGCACCCACUGAGACCCCCCAAUCCGUCACCCUUUGAAUCAGAGCCAGAGGAGGACAGGGAGAACACCAGGCUCGUAUCCAUAGAUGAGUUCCUGCGGCCUGUACCUCAACCUCGAAUAAAGGUCUAUGCUGGUGGUCUUAUGGACCCUCCCCCAGACUACCAAGGGGAGAGCAGUCGGUCUGAUCUGUCUGACAUACUGGAAGAAGAGGAGGAAGAUCUGUACUCUGAACCAAUUACUGACAUCUCCAGAGGUUACAGUACAGCUCCUACGGGCAGGUCUGAAAUGUGGGAACCUGACAGCGAUGAAGAAAUUUUGGAGAGGAUUAUAAAGCUCCCCCCUCAAGCCUACCACAACAAGCAGCUCUUUAGCAUCCCAGAAGUCACAGAAGAAGAAGACAACACUGAAUCUGAACCCUACACUAGGCCUUCCCCAGGCCGAACAACUUCUGGCAAGGGCCGCCAAAGUGGACAUGAUGGUCGUCAACAUUCCCCCAAUCAUCACAAUCAGGGACAUAAAAUGGAAUCUGAUUCCCCCGUAGUAAGGUACAAAGGGAAUGUGCCAGUCAGGACUAGACCCAGAGUGCACUACGCUGAGACGGUGGACACCAUCAACUAUCUGGAUGAGGAGGAGGUGGAGUUGGACUCUGACAGUAGUCUGUACGCUGGGCCUAGUUCUGUUAAUGUGGCUGCACGUUGUACACCGCACAAAGGUCAUGGCGACCGACUCAGGAGAGAGGCCUUGCUCCGUAGCCAGAUGACUUCAGGAAAAGGGCAGGGACCGCAUUUACUUAGCAAGACCAUUCACCGUGUGAAGUCACCCACUGGACCCUCAACAGAGAUUGACGUAGAGUAUGGAACCGAUAACGACGAGGAGCCUCAGCUGUUUGAUCCUGGAGAAGUGGUGUUAGAACAAAUGAGCUCGGAGUGGUGGGUUGAAGGCGGUAACAAUGAGUACCACCACUUGCCCCUGACAUGCAGACCCCAGCCAGAGCUGCCCCAAAGCAGCCGCUCAUGGGAGGCAGGUGGAAGAGAAGCAUCGUUGGGAGAUCCAGGUGCAAUGUGGUGCGAUGUCACUCCAAAAUCGCCACGGUCUGAAAUUAGACUACAUAGAGAGCCCAGAGCAUCUGGAGAAAAUGAGGUGAGAGUCUUCGUUGCCCUCUUCCCAUAUGAUCCUGCAGUCAUGUCCCCCAAUCCUGAUGCUGCUGAAGAAGAGCUUCCCUUUAAAGAAGGACAGAUUAUCAAGGUUUAUGGGGACAAGGAUGCGGAUGGUUUCUUCCGGGGCGAGGCGGGUGGCCGUCGUGGCUAUGUGCCGUGUAACAUGGUUUCAGAGAUCCAGGUUGAUGAUGAGGAGACCAGAGACCAGCUCCUGAAGCAGGGCUUCCUCUCCACAGAGACCUCAUUGGAAAAGAUAGACGCCCGCUCACAUGCACAGCUUCCACGCCGCCCCGCUGCACCGCCGAAACCUAGACGCUCCAAGAAAGUGGAGUCGGCUGCGGUGUUGGACGACACGUCCGCUAUGGACUCCUCCAGUCAAGACCUUAGUCGCUCGGCGGGUCCGAUGGGGAGCUCCAGACCUCGCAGGAUGGUGGCCAUCUUUGACUACGACCCGAGAGAGAGCUCUCCAAAUGCAGACAUAGAGGCUGAACUGACCUUCAGCGCAGGCGACGUUAUCUAUGUGUUCGGUGACAUGGACGAUGACGGCUUCUACUAUGGGGAUCUCAAUGGACACAAAGGCCUCGUACCUUCCAACUUCCUGCAAGCUUUUCCAGAGACAGAAGAAGAUGCAGCACGGACGGAGAACACAGUGACAGAGAGCCGCAGGGAUUCACAGGGGAGUCAGACAGAAUCGUCUGAGCGUCUUGAUCCUCUGAGCUCCUCUCAUCCAGGACUAAACCCUGAGCCGGACUCAGAUCAGAAACCGUCCCUGAGCUCGUCUUCACCCGUGACCCCUCCGGCCCCCCAAACCUCCCUGCCUCAGAAGAAGAAGAACGGGUUCUUCUCCAAGGGAAGGAAGCUUUUCAGAAAGCUGGGCUCCAGCAAGAAAGAAUAACUGUGAGCCUGAAGAUCUGCAGAUUGCACUUUUUCUUGUGUGUCGUGAUAGUUUAAGUGUGUGUCCAUCCAAUAGGAGAAUCCUUCUCAUUCUGUGAUUUUUGCCAUAAUGAUGCAGAUUUACCAGCGCUUUCGUCUGUCCGACUGUUUCUUCUUUUCAAAAAAAGCUAAUAAUCGCAAUACUUGUGCAAAUAGGGAAAGGGUCUGAACCCGUUAAAGCUGUGACUAGAGCUCAUGCCUGUUUAAAAGCGAUCAAAUACUCAUUUCAAGAGUAAAAAGAUAGCAAAAUAUUCUAAAUAAAUGCUCAGCUUUAAUAUAACAGCAUCUAGACAUGAAUCUGCUAGUGUCUCAAACAUCGUCCACUGAAAGGCAGAGCACACUUAGAGGACAGAUGUUGAAUUCUGGAAAAUAAAGCAUGAAAAUAAAGUGACAAAAUAAUUUUUUGCACUACAUGUAGGGUCCAAGACUGCAGAGCUGUGUUCCUUCACCUGGUGUUAUCCAGUUAAAGCUAGAAUAAUACACCAACUCAAAUCAUUACACAUUCAUUCAUUCGUUUACACUGGAGAAAAUCUGAAUGAUCGCCGACUGACCGAAAGCUUUUUUAUUGUCUAUAUCACAAUAUUUCACGGACAUUCAGAUUAUUUGAUUAGUAAUGUUGUUGUAUUGUACUGAAAAUAGGGUUUUGUUAUAUUCUACACACUCCUGUGUGGAAGCCCGUUUCUGCCAC